AUGGCCGAGGGAACUCAGCUCACGAGCUGGUUCGAGACCGCAAAAGGCGAGGUGCCUCUGCCUCUGACAGGCCCCUCACUCUCCCUCUCCCCCGUUCAACCCAGUACUGUCUUUCUCUUUGGCGGCAAAGUCGUUCCCAUUCGCCGGUUAACAGCCGAAAUGUGGGCGUUCGACCUGGCCCGGCGAACAUGGUCGCGCGUCAACGCUGGCAACGGCCCUGGCGCGCGCUAUUUCCACUCGAUGGAUGUUUGGGAGGACAAGCUCGUGUGCUUUGGCGGUAUGAGCGACGCCGACACGCUCCUCGUCCACAACGACGUGUGGAUGUUUGACUGCCAGUCACGACGAUGGCUGCCACAACCGUCUCCCGAGGCGCCUCUCGGCACACCAACCGGCCUGCCGCCAGCAGUGCAAGACGCCUCCAUCGUCCCGCAGGCGCGUUACGCCCAUCUCAGCUCGGUAUCUAGGGAACAGCUGGUGAUCUGCGGCGGCCAGCGUUCCGACAACACCUGGAUCUACGAGAUGAACAUUUACGACCUUGCGCGCGGGGUAUGGACGUCCAAGACGGAGCAGCCAGAAUCUCAUGGCUUGCAUUCCAAGGGUGCAUACCGCAGCGUUGCCGCGUCGUCGACCCAGCGCGUCGUUAUGCCGACUGCCGACGCAGUGACAGGCGCCCCCGCACUGUCCUACUCGGUUGACGAGGAGGGCGGCGGUGGCGACAUCUGGUGCUACUCCAACUAUGACUUUGCCAAAGUCCGUCGCGAGCUGGAAAUUGUGUCACCACUGGAUGGCGCGCCAGAUACACCCACACUGUCAGACAAGUUUGUGUCCCCACCAUUAUUCAACAUGGCCGACGUGUCGGGCAAGAUGACCGGCGCAUCCCAACCGCCAGGACUCCGCUUCCCCGCCGGUGGCAUCAUCGGCAACCAUUUCAUCCUCUGUGGCCUGUACCUGGCAUCGACGUCGGCCGCAUUCUCCAUCUGGGUUCUGGACAUGACAACCCUGGUCUGGAAGCACAUUGAGCCACAAGUGCUCUCCAGCGGAAGCUGGAACCGCGCCGUCCUGUGUACCGACACUGCACGCCUGCUCGUGUUUGGCAACUCGCAGUCCGACUUGGCAGCAGACUAUGGCAAGCGCGCAGUCAACCUCGACCACAUGGCCGUGAUCGAGCUCGAGGCCUACGGCAUCUACCGCCCGCCAAAGGCCAUCCUCUCGGAACGUAACCAGGACAUGGGCUUGACGAUCCUCGAGGAGAACCUCGUGUGCGACUUUGACAUUGUGUGCGAGGACGGUCGCAGGAUAAAGUGCUCGCGCAGGCUCCUCAUGGAGCGCUGGCCAUGGUUUGCCGAACAGCAGGCUGCUUUGAUCGCCAGAGCUGCCGCUAUUGUCAAAGAGAUGCCCGCGCUUGACAGUAACGAUGCCUUCCUCGGUUCGCUCAGCCCUGCGCGCUUUACACCCGACUGCCUCCACAUUCCCGAGCCCCUCCCCGUCUGUGUGGCUUUGGUCCAGUACUUUUACACCUACAACCUCUCGACUCUGGUCCAGACGCGCGCGCCCGUGCUGUCGGCUCUCCUGUUCUUGGCCAAGCAGUACAACAUGGAGCGCCUCAACCAGCUUGUCGUGCACGCCCUCCACAGCCGUUUGGAGGCAUCCACCGCAGUCGGCGUGUACGAGGUGGCAACACUGGCCGGCGAGCGAAACCUCGCCGCACGCGCCCUCCAGCUCAUCCACAUGGCCAAGAAUGGCUCCAGCAGCCGUCACCACAACCGCCGCCCGGGGUCCGUCAUGACCAACGACGGUAGCCAAGGUUCCGCUACCCAGACUCCUCCACCAGCAUCGCAUGGGUCCCUCCCGGACGCGUCUACGCAGGCUGCCCCGUCGACUACGAGCCACGACAGCGGCGACACGGCUGGCAAUUUUCGUCAAACCCGCGUCCGCUGCGAGUCGUUGACCAUCCCUGUUGAUGAUGUGGUCGCCGGUCUCGAGGCCGAGCUUGCGUCUGCUGGUCGCUCACGACCAGACGUGGACAAGCUUCUCGAUGCGCUCGACAUGUCCACCGCUCCCCCUCCUUCUCCCAUCAUUCGGCCUGUCCCGUCCACACUGUCGCCUGGCGCCCACUCCCUUUCGCGUUCCACCUCGCUCUCCUCUGUCGCAUCUGCGCGUCUGCGCGCACGGCCACCCCUUUUCCCUCCCCCAGCAAGGCCGAUCCCCAUCCGCCCCGUGGACGGUCUCUUGACACCACCAGCACUUAUCACCCCGCUCACUGCGGAGACACUGCGUGCGGCCAGCCCGACCUACUCGGAUGCCACCUCGACGUGCCCGCGCACUCCUUCCGACUCGACGCGCAACUCGCGAGACUCGACGUACCUCGCCGACUCGCCAGUGACCCCCGUGUUGCCAGAGCGCCGCCCAUCGUUCACUGGCACUCCCAUUAAACAGUGCCUCCCAUCGCUCCCCGAGGACGAGCAGCUUGUCGACGACGCGUCGUCGUCGAGCUUCUCCUCGGACAUGUCCGAUUACGGACGCAACGUCCCCUCUGUCGCUGUCGUUGUCGACGACACGGCCGUCGACGCCCCCGAGAUCGGAGGUAUCCUCUUGGGCCAGCAGUCGCGGGCUCUCCGGGCACUCCACCCACAGGGCAAGCUCACGCGCACGGCCUCGCUCAACACGCUCGCGCUCCGCCCGCGAUCCUCGUUUGACGAGUAUCCAGUACAGGCCCGUGUGGGCAAGCGCGACGGCGGCCUGGUGACGAGCACGAGCACGAGCUCAAUCGACGUCCUCGCCGUGCCUCCCGAACGCCUGGACUCGCGGUCCGACGACGGCAUCACCACCACCACCACCGGCACGUCGUUCAAGGGCUGGGCCAGCUCGACCGUCACGCUCGUGGCCGCCGGCGCCGCCGCGCCCGGGGGCGCGGGCGGCGCGUACAAGCCCCGCCCGACAUCCAUGAUGGUCAAGCCGGCCAACGCGACGACCGAGGCGGACGAGCACGAGCGUCUCGUCAAGUUUCAGCACUUUAUGGCCGAGCAGCAGCGCGCGGCGGGGAUCCCGUCUGCCGAGGCGCUCGCCGUGGCCAAGCGGGCCACGGGCAAGGCUGGCCAGCAGAAGAUGACGCUGAAGCGCCUCGGCCAACGGCUCGUGGGCCGCGAUACCUGGGGCAGCAUGGACAUGGUCUAG
Apiotrichum porosum is the source of this 3174-nucleotide messenger RNA. RefSeq lists its product as uncharacterized. The transcript is spliced from 2 exons. Gene Ontology annotation, biological process: cell redox homeostasis. The coding region runs from base 1 to 3174 and encodes 1057 amino acids. Gene Ontology annotation, cellular component: mitochondrion; cytosol. NCBI's taxonomy places the organism in Eukaryota, Fungi, Basidiomycota, Tremellomycetes, Trichosporonales, Trichosporonaceae. Gene Ontology annotation, molecular function: protein binding. The record is from RefSeq and is a predicted model, not a curated record.